Sparassis crispa is the source of this 969-nucleotide messenger RNA. RefSeq lists its product as hypothetical. The record is from RefSeq and is a predicted model, not a curated record. Bases 1 to 969 code for a protein of 322 amino acids. NCBI's taxonomy places the organism in Eukaryota, Fungi, Basidiomycota, Agaricomycetes, Polyporales, Sparassidaceae. The transcript is spliced from 5 exons. Gene Ontology annotation, biological process: intracellular signal transduction; protein phosphorylation. Gene Ontology annotation, molecular function: ATP binding; protein serine/threonine kinase activity.
AUGUUCAAGCACUUCGAUGACUCGGACAUCGAGUCGGCUUCUACCUCCUCGAGUGGAUCUUUCGACGAAGAAGAAGCGAACGUUCGCGUAUCUCCUUCCUGGUAUGCUUACCGACACAUCAUCGAGAGCCGAGGAUAUAGGCUUGAUACAUACCACGAUGUGAAGCAAUUCUACCAACUCUACCUGGCAGACUCGGUUUCCGAGGGGCGUGCUCUCAAAGACAUGGCCGGAUAUACUCGUGCAUGUAACGGUGGCGACGACAACGCAUUAUGCAACGAUGCCGGACUGCCAGAACAUCUCUUUCGCGGAACGCGCUGCGCCGACGGCACGAAGGUGGUGCUUAAGGCAGUCCAUAUAUAUGGUCGCGAAUACGAAAUUACGAGAUAUCUUUCCAGUGCUUCUAUCCGAGGUCAUUCAAUGAACCAUUGUAUUCCGGUAUUGGAUUUCAUUGAAAAUCCAACGGAUCACGUUGUAUUCAUCGUUAUGGAGGAAUGGUCACCACUGUGGGUUGAUGAGAUACCGUGUACUAAAGACGUUCUCCUAGACACAUUGCGAAAGUGCGCUGAACACAUAGUGUUCAUGCAUGCUCAUCAAAUUGCCCACCUUGAUAUUUCCAUGCGCAAUAUCCUUACAGACGGUCGAUCGCACUAUGCGUGGAUUGAUUAUGAAACCAGUCGUCGUUUCGAUGGCAUGACUGUCCCGCGGAUACAACAUUGCCGAGCAAGUGAAGUUCCUCCAGAAAUAGAGCGUGGAGAGUGCAGCGAUCCUUUCAAAGUUGAUGUUUGGGCGCUGGGUGUGCUCAUGCUUAAGGCAUGCGAAUUGACAGGAAAUACUCCACCAGAGUUACUGGUUACCAUCAAUUCCAUGUUGCAUCACAGGUUUGAGAAACGACCAACUGCAAAGGAGAUCCUUCGAUUUCUUGAAGCUAUGGUUGCACGAAUAGGAGACAAGAAACGUAGAGAUACUUAA